Messenger RNA from Oxyura jamaicensis (ruddy duck), 777 nucleotides. RefSeq names its product heat shock protein family E (Hsp10) member 1 (gene HSPE1). Gene Ontology annotation, molecular function: protein folding chaperone; metal ion binding; protein-folding chaperone binding. The record is from RefSeq and is a predicted model, not a curated record. Lineage: Eukaryota; Metazoa; Chordata; Aves; Anseriformes; Anatidae. The transcript is spliced from 4 exons. Bases 161 to 469 code for a protein of 102 amino acids. Gene Ontology annotation, cellular component: mitochondrial matrix.
CGGCGGGAGCGGAGGGGGGCGGGGUAACGACAGCAGCAGACGGAGCGGGAGCAGGGCCGGGCCCCGCCCCGGGGCUGGAUCCCCGGCGGCGCAUGCGCAGGCGCUGCCCUUCCUGUAGCGGGCACGGGGCGCUCAGGGCGGGCAGCGCAGCGGCAGCAGCAUGGCAGGAAAAGCGUUUAGGAAAUUCCUUCCCCUGUUUGAUCGUGUUCUGGUUGAACGAUGUGCAGCUGAGACUGUAACCAAAGGAGGAAUCAUGAUUCCAGAAAAAGCUCAAGGGAAAGUGCUACAAGCAACAGUAGUAGCAGUUGGAUCGGGAGCCAGAGGAAAGGAUGGUGAGAUUCAUCCAGUGAGUGUUAAAGUUGGUGAAAAGGUUUUGUUACCAGAAUACGGUGGCACAAAGAUUGUACUAGAAGAUAAGGACUACUACUUAUUUAGAGAUGGUGACAUCCUUGGGAAGUACCUGGACUGAAGUUGGUUGCAGUAUCAGUCAUCCAUUCCACUAAAAUGCUGAAAUCCUUUCUUUCAUCAUGUAAAUAAUGUCCUUUAUUUUAUAAUAUGCAGGCAUUGAAUCUCUGAAAUAACUUGUGAUCUCACUGUAAUGAUGGAACACAAUAAACGUGUGCAGUCAGAAGUCGGUUGCUCUUUCUUGAGUUCCAUUGAACAGUGAAAUAAAGAUGACCACCAACCAGCCUUAAUUAUUCCAAGCAACAUCAUUUUUAUAUCCUUAUCUGUGUACUGAGACUGUAAAGGCCUUUACAAUAAAUUUAUUAAAACUGU